Cyprinodon variegatus (sheepshead minnow) is the source of this 3222-nucleotide messenger RNA. It is a transcript of the gene galnt1, whose product is annotated as polypeptide N-acetylgalactosaminyltransferase 1. NCBI's taxonomy places the organism in Eukaryota, Metazoa, Chordata, Actinopteri, Cyprinodontiformes, Cyprinodontidae. The transcript has 14 exons. Gene Ontology annotation, cellular component: Golgi apparatus. The coding region runs from base 522 to 2195 and encodes 557 amino acids. The record is from RefSeq and is a predicted model, not a curated record.
CUGAGCACAUCAGCAGCCAGCCAGCCGGUCGGGGCUCCUGCCUCUCAGUCACACAGACAGCCGCAUAGGAGACAGGCAGCAGCGCUCAGGGCGCACGAGACUCAAACCCACUCUUAGAUUCUCGCUUUUCGUAAAUGGAUAUAUUCAGAUGUAACGCUGUUUGAGGCCGGGUGGUGUUAAUUUUGGAGAAGAAAAAACAGAAACGGGCGAACUUCCUCUUUUUUUAGGUACCCGGUUCGUCUGAAACGUUUGCAGGGAGCCGCUCUCCCCACAGCGUUAGCUCGCUAAGCUAGCUAGCCCGCUAACUUAGCGGUGAGACUUUGUAUCAACGUCAGUUUUCUGCCUCGGAGCUAGCCUGCGGUCUUUUUGCGCCACGGCGGCAGAUUGACGUGACCUAUCAGGACAGGAGCAUGUUUGAGUGACACAUAAAAGAGGAAGUGGGAUCCCUGAGGCCCCGGCCCUCUCUACCAGUGGAGCACCCUGCACAUCUGGCCAGAGACCCCUCCAGUCAUUAGGAAAGGAUGCGAAGGUUUGCUUACUGUAAAGUGGUUUUAGCCACCUCUCUGGUCUGGGUGAUGCUGGACAUGUUCAUUCUGCUCUACUUCAGCGAGUGCAACAAGUGCGAUGAUAAAAAGGAGAGGGGACUACCUGGGAGAGCUGAUGGCCUGUCCAGACCACGGGACGGGCCUGGUGAAGGCGGGAAGCCGGUGGUGAUCCCUAAAGAAGAACAGGAGAAAAUGAAGGAGAUGUUUAAGAUAAACCAGUUUAACCUCAUGGCCUCAGAGAGGAUAGCUCUCAAUCGCUCACUACCUGACGUCCGUCUGGAGGGGUGCAAGAACAAGUUAUACCCUGAUAAUCUUCCUCGCACCAGCGUGGUGAUCGUAUUUCACAAUGAGGCUUGGAGUACACUGCUGCGAACCGUUCACUCAGUUAUUGAUCGCUCUCCACACACACUGCUGGAGGAGAUCGUCCUGGUGGACGAUGCCAGUGAGAGAGAUUUUCUCAAACGGCCGCUGGAGCAGUACGUCAGAAAGUUAGAAGUGCCGGUCAGAGUGGUGAGGAUGGAGCAGCGGUCUGGACUCAUUCGUGCCCGCCUCAAAGGGGCUUCCAUCUCUACUGGCCAGGUCAUCACCUUUCUGGAUGCUCAUUGUGAAUGCACCACAGGGUGGCUAGAGCCUCUGCUGGCCCGCAUCAAACAAGACAAGAGAACAGUUGUGUGCCCCAUUAUCGACGUUAUCAGUGACGAUACAUUUGAGUACAUGGCAGGGUCUGACAUGACGUAUGGGGGUUUCAACUGGAAGCUGAACUUCCGCUGGUACCCUGUGCCUCAGAGGGAGAUGGACCGCCGCAAAGGAGACCGCACGCUACCCGUCAGGACUCCUACCAUGGCAGGCGGCUUGUUCUCCAUAGACAGGGAUUAUUUCCAGGAGAUCGGCACAUAUGACGCAGGAAUGGACAUCUGGGGAGGAGAAAACCUGGAAAUUUCAUUCAGAAUCUGGCAGUGUGGAGGGACCCUGGAGAUCGUCACAUGCUCCCACGUGGGUCACGUGUUCAGAAAGGCAACGCCCUACACGUUUCCCGGAGGAACGGGACAGAUCAUCAACAAAAAUAACCGCCGCCUGGCAGAGGUCUGGAUGGAUGAAUUCAAGAACUUCUUCUACAUAAUCUCUCCUGGUGUGACCAAAGUGGACUACGGUGACAUCUCAUCUCGCAUUUCUUUAAGACAUAAGCUCCAGUGUAAACCCUUCAGCUGGUAUUUGGAGAAUGUCUACCCUGACUCCCAAAUCCCCAGGCACUAUUACUCCCUGGGAGAGAUCCGUAACGUAGAGACCAACCAGUGCUUGGACAACAUGGCCCGCAAGGAAAACGAGAAGGUUGGCAUUUUCAACUGCCACGGCAUGGGAGGCAACCAGGUCUUCUCCUACACAGCCAACAAAGAGAUCCGGACUGAUGAUUUGUGUUUAGAUGUUUCCAAGCUGAACGGGCCCGUCAUGAUGCUCAAGUGCCAUCACCUUAAAGGCAACCAGCUGUGGGAAUAUGAUCCUGUGAAGCUGACUCUGGUCCACGUCAACAGUAACCAGUGCCUGGACAAGGCCAGCGAGGAGGACAGCCAGGUGCCCAGCGUCAGAGACUGCACACACUCCCGUUCCCAACAGUGGCUGCUGCGCAACGUCACACUACCCGAGGUCUUCUGACCAUACAGCGCACCCCCCCAAACGUACACGCCCCCAAACACACAGAGCGGCCCAGAGCAAGCAGUCAGAAGAGCGGGCAUGUUUUAUUCAAUGUGGGCACAAGGACCGAGACUUCUCUGGUGGGGGAUUCAGGAGGAGGGAUGGGACGGUACUACCUCUGCCAGAGAUCAGAGGAAGGAGACUCUUCAAGCUUCCUCAGAGCGAAUAGAGAGGACUGUAGAGACUCUCUAAGAGAUCAUAUCUGUCGUUUUACAUUUGCUUUUUUUUUUUUUUUAAGAAGAGAUUCUAGAUGUUGCUGUCUCCGGCGAGUGGAGUCGAGGUUCUGCACACAGCUUCCCCUCAGCUCAUCACUUAACGUUUACUGACUGCCUCCGAUCUGUGUGCGUGCACUUAUCUGUGUGUUUGACCCGAGAUGAAUGUAUGCUUUUUGAAGGGGCCUGAAUAUUUGUUUUUGUUGUUUUCCUUUUUUUUUUUUUUUAUUUAAUUUUAUAACUUGUAUUGAUCAUGGACUCUUAUGAAGAAGGAUGCAUGUCUGACUGCGUGUGUGAGAGAUCACGUCUGGUGCGUGCCUGCGUGUGUGGACGUGUCAGAGCCCCUCCUUUGCAGUCUUGUAACAGCGUAUGUCCCCCUCUGGUGUUACUUCUCGGUAUCUCGUCUUACAGACUGAAAUCUAAAGGAGGGCACGUAAUAUAGACAAAAAGAGGAAGCUCAAACCGACGUCUGCCAACAGCAGAAAUGUAGAGAUAGAGAAAUAUGUUUGUGAUAUCUUCAGAUUUCUAUGUCCAGUUUUUACAUGCCUUGUCUGUUUCUACUGUUUCAGUAACCUUUAGUUUCUCCUUUUCAUCAUACAGCAAAUGCACUCUCAAGCACAUCAACAGGCUUCUUGGAUAUUAAACUGAUACUGCCUACUGUAGUGUUUAACUAUGAAAAGCUGUCCCAUAAAACACUACAGAGCUACACUCUCUCUGCAGAAGGCCGUCCACACAUGAGCAUCUCAGUAAAUAAAAAUGUCAGACAAAAAUAUGAA